Messenger RNA from Cylicocyclus nassatus, 4959 nucleotides. The record is from the annotation of a GenBank genome assembly. NCBI's taxonomy places the organism in Eukaryota, Metazoa, Nematoda, Chromadorea, Rhabditida, Strongylidae.
UCAUCUUUUCCUUUUCAGGAAGGCAAUGGGCCAGCUGGCUGGCUCAGGAUGCCUCAUCCUUAUUAUACUGGUUUCGGCUGAGGAUUUACACCUAACAACUGACGAUGAGGGUUAUCUUACGGUUAUCCAAGGAUUUGCAACUCAGCUGAAAUGUGUACUGAACACAUGCUCACCAAAUGUUAUUUGGUCAAAAGAUGAAGUGAUGAUCUUCAAUGGAACAAACCUCAUCAAAUCUCCUACGAUAAGUGAGAAAUCCUACAAAUUACAGCACGAAGCGUAUGUGGACCAUCAGAAAGGUUGCACUGGUCAAUGCGAUGACUCAACACCGUGUCCAGAAGGUAGCGCCUGCAUGGAAAACCAGUGUUGCGCUUGUUCCAAGGAGGAGUUUACCCUUGUUCUGAGAAAUCUGACAUUUGAAGACUCGGGGAGAUACAAGUGUCAAAUCGCCAACAAAUCUGAGCAAUUGGAAUUUCAAGUGGAAGUGUUGGAAUCAGGGCUCAAGGGCGGAUUUCAUGAGAAUAUCUCCUACGACCAUUCGGAAUGCUGCCAAGAGAAAGGUAUAUCCCCGCUGUGCAGAGCGAUGUGUAAGCCAAGCGAAAUGGCUGAGCAUCACUUUGACCCAACCAGCUGUAAAACCGACGACUACAAGAACUUCCUAUACUGCGCUACGGAAAAUGGAACCAGAAGUCAUAUCCAUUGCUGCAAAACCCAACUUGUUCCAUCGUUCUGCUAUGAUUUCUGCUCCGGUGACUUCAAGAUGCUGCGUCGAUCACAUCGUCUCUGCUUGUACUAUUUGCCGGAAAUCUUCGAAUGCUACAAUCGUGCAUACCUGCCAUUCCCGGAUCCGCCCGAGGAAAUUGUGGUGAAUGCAGUAGAACAUGACAAGCUAAGUGUCUGUUGGCAACCUCCACCCGUCCAUGACUCCAACAAAAAUUUCCCAGUCAUCGAUUACACCGUCUACUACAAGGAAAUUCCUAAUUUUCCUCUAAUGGGUGACCUUGGCGGAGGUGUUCCACUUCUGAACGGGGACUAUACCGAGUUUGGCGAUUUGGACGACGAUGCCGAAUAUGUGGAACCAGACGCGAGUACGCAGAAUCCAACGCCAAGAGCUAGGAGAGAGGAGAAAAGUGUAUUGAACUUGCAACCACCAUCAGAUCAAGCGGGUUUCGAUGGAUUUGUAGAGCCCAACCUCAGCGUUAGCGUUCGCAGGAAACGUAAUAUGCAUACAGUGGUUGUAAUGACUCGAGACGAAACUACAAAUUCUACCACUAUCCGGGAAUUCAACUUCCAGCACAUUAAUACCACCGGCACUUGCCAGACAAUCAGCGAUCUGCGUUCUUCAACCAGAUACAUUGUGUAUGUGACGUCCAGGAACGAAUACGGUAGCUCUGUGCCUAGUGUACGGUCGAUUGCCAGCACCAACAUUCACACGGUCAAAAACAACGAAACUCUACCUGAUGUGAUGAAGUGCUGCAAGGAAAACAAAGUCUCAGACUUCUGCAGUUCGAAAAUGUGCGUUGUGGAAACUUCGCCAAAUGCUUUUUCCACUGUUGCUAUCGCUACAUCUUGCCGUGGAGAGUGGUCAAAGGUCUCCCCUUGCGUAGCAGAUGGACGUAAUCACACCGAAUGCUGUGAACGGAAAGGUGUACAGAAAGACUGCUUACCCAUUUGUGCCGGUUCGACAGAAUCCUUGGGAGUUCAUGCGGUUCUAUGUCUCAAUCUUGAUCUACAUGCGAUCUAUCAAUGCCUCAGAGAGGGUUACGAAACACAUCCUUCUCCACCUGUGAACGUAACUGUCAAUUCGGUUACGGAAUCGUCGGCUGAGAUCGCUUGGUCAGAGCCUGAUGCAAAUCCGGAUCUGGUCGAGACGUUCACACUUAUAAUCAGGAAGAUGGAACAUGGAGCGUCGACCAGGGAGGUCCACAAUGCCGUAUCACCCCACACUGAAAUUGGUUUGGAUCCCGACAGCCAAUAUUCCGUGACGGUGAGGUCAAACUCACGAAAAGGACAAUCUCUACCAUCUACGGCCAUUGUUUUCCACACCAAGUCGGAUGACCAUGGAGUUUGCGCAAUUGGUGAACCACUGCUCAUUUCAGAAGGACGACCAUUCAUGUGCAACGAAGAUCAUCCAUGCCCGCUGGACUUCCAAUGUACAGAAGUGGACAAUGAGAAUUACUGCUGUCGAAAAGAAUACGGUAACUCCGAUGAAGAUUUCCAAGAAUGCUGCAAACAUCAGAAUGUGUCACCAGACUGUCAGUCGUCUUGUCACUUCAACUCUAGUCUUCCUGAGACAUGCCAACAAGAUCUCAACAAAUGGGUACAGUGCGCCUCAGAAGGUCGCGACCAUUCUCGUUGCUGUGAAAAGGAACAAGUUCCGAAGGAAUGCCUCACUGGGUGCCGACAUCCCUUCCAGGUCCCCGACUCAUGCUAUGCCUCUUUGAACAAGCUGUCCACGUGCUUCUCGGCUCCUCAUAUAGGGCUACCCCAGGCUGUACAGAGGCUGAGGGUUACGGAUAUCAAUUCUACUUCUGCGCUGCUUUCAUGGGAAGAAAGCGAUUACGGAAUUCUCGGCUAUAAAGUGGAGUUGUUCUUGAACAACGACAUCGUUACCACUGCUGACAUCACUACUGAAUCCUAUCGGAUGGAAAAUCUAAUCCCAGGAAGUGAAUAUCGAGCUCGAGUCACAGCCCAUAACGCCAAGGGUAGCAGCCCACCUUCAUUCAAUGUCACGUUCACCACACAACCGGCUAAGAUAACGGAAGGUGACAAGCCCAAGGCACCGGAUGGACUUAGGAUUGAGUGGAACUACGGUAAUCGCGUGAAUAUCACUUGGAAUGCCGUGGAUAAGAACUUAGACGGCAGCAAUAUUCAAGGAGUCGUACAGUAUGCCUUGUACUAUGUGGAUACCGAAAAAACUGGGCAGUGGACUACGAUCCAAACUAACAACACCUGGGUGGUAAUGAACGAAUUACAACGAGAUGCACUAUAUAACGUAUAUGUGACCGCUACUGUUAACGGCAAGACUAGCGAGAGUUCUUCUGUAGUUACAGUGCUUGCUCAACCAGACCGACUUGGCUUACCUGAACCUAUCAUUACAAUCACUCCGGAUCAUCACGAUGGCGUUUACCUUCAAAAUGACAAGAUUUCUAUCAAUUGCUCAAUACAUAUGGAUGUACACAAAGGACAUUAUAAUCUGGAUCUCACAGCAGGAAGCCAUCAGGCUAGCAACGAUCAUGGAGUUUCUUGGGUGGCCGAAGAAGUGGAAGCCGAUUCAUCCAUAGACACGGUUAAAUGCGCUGUUACUGAUACCGAUGGCCGUCAAAAUGUCGCUAUGAGGAAUUUGCUUGUCAAAUUUGGUCCCGUGGCCAAGAUGGAUAAGGAAAAAGUGCGGGCAUUCGACGAUCAGUCGGCUGAAAUUUCUUGCACUGUCAAGGGCUACCCAACUCCUGCUAUUCGUUUCGAGACCGAAGGCAAAACUGUAAUAGGUGACACUCGUCUCAAAGUUGUUGCAAUCAACACCUACAAGGCUACACUUCACAUAAAGAACGUGAAAGGCAAAGCUGGUGUAUACUCUUGCAUUGCUGAAAAGGAUGGAAGUCAUUCGGUGGAUACUGCUGAGCUUGUUGUUUCCAAAGACAUUUUGCCUCCGAAUCCUAAGGGUAUAAUAGUCUGCUGCGAAAAAGAGGGCAUCGAAGGUGACUGCCAGCAAGCUUGCUCAGUUGGAAGGGUCCCACCUUCUGUUGGUAAUUGCUCACAAUAUGCGGCCAGUUUGCUCAAAUGUGCAGCAGCAGAUUUCCGAGAUCAUAGUGAUUGCUGCGAUCUGCGAGGAGUGUCGAAAAAAUGCUUACCCCUGUGCUCAGGUGAUUCGUUCUCGACGGAUGUGGACUGCACACCAUUUGCGGUGACAAUUAUGGAAUGUCGCGUUCGCGGGCAUGAGAAGGAGGGAAGACCGGAACCGGUCAGAAAUAUUGACUAUGAUGUUCCAGAAAAAGGAAAGCUCAAGGUCACCUGGGAGGACAGUGAUCCUAGCGAAACCUAUCGAUACUACGCUGUCUACUACAAGAAAAAAGAUGAUGAUAACGGAGACUACAAGGUCGAAAAGGGCGUUUCACGGUCUGUUGAGCUUGACGUUGAACCAGAUACUGCCUACGAACUUGUGAUCAUUUCGACAAACGCUUUCGGGAUAAGCCCUGUGGCAUUUUUGGAUGUUCCAUCGACAAGUGUUGGCAAAUCGGGUUCAGGCGCAGGCUCAUCAGCAUUCUUCAUCUUUUUGUUGCUGGUGUGCUGCGGUUUGGUCAUACUUGGAAUAAUCUACCUCGGACGACGACGUGACCUACCAGCACCGUUUGGUAAACUUGUGCGAAGACAACAACCACCACGAGGAGGUCCAACAGUUGCCUUUGAGAACCCAGCUUAUGUAUCCGGUCAUGAAGUCGAAAUUCGAGGUCUUGGAGGUGGUGGUCAUGCCAACGGCGACACUGAGUGGCAAAGUCAGGAUCUGCAAGCUUCUGCCGCCCCGGAGGAAUAUCGUAAUGGGAUGCGAUAUGCAAAAUUGGAAUCUGCAUAAAAUGCAUAUGUAAUUUUUGACUAUAUGAUUAUUUGUUCACUUCCAUGAAGACCUCUUACUCUUCCCAUAGAUGUAUGAUAAGACAAAAUGACGCUCCGCAACAAUGUGGCAUUUUCUAAAAUUGUAUAUUAUCCACGAGGUAUCGCUGACACCCCUAAAAUCUGCUUUUCUCAAUAUUUAAAUCUUUUUUUUAUCAAGUAAUCAUUCAUGUCUCAUGUUGACAUCGUUGAAAGCUCAAUAUUCUAUAACUAUGUGUUUGGAGUGUCGAUCAUUUCAUAAUUUAGUCUGUUAAUUUUCUUGUUAGUUUCUACACAACGAUGGUAGCACGACGGGUUUUCUUGUGAGUGUGUUUUCAGAUUGCGUUUUGAAUCGAUAAUAAAAUCUUCUCAUCA